AAUUAGCAAACUAAUACCAUGAAAUAAAUGUGGGAAACAUAGAAACGGAAUAAACAUCCUCAUUUAAAUGUCAUAACAAAUAGAUUUUUACAUGUGCUGACUCCGGAAUUAGUAUUCAUUAGCAUACUUUACACAUUUUGAAACCUUAUGCUCAUUAUUUUAAGGUAUGCAAUUGUUAAAUGGCGGAUUUCAGUGCAGUCAUUUGCAAACUCCGUUUGGUGCAUUUAGUGUCCGCAGCUAAAAGAUCUACCUAUUCGAAUGCAAUCAACGAUCUUGAAAAAGCUUUGAAACAGGGCAAUGGAAAGGAUGCUGCUUCCCGAAUUAGGAAAAUCAAAGACUUGCUACCAAGUAGUAAUGAACAGCUCAAAAAGCAGCUGUUGGAUUUGGAGAAAGAAUGUCCCACGAUAAAGAAAACAGGUCACGUACUUGCCCAGUCUGAAUUAACGUUCCAGCCGAGUUCAGAAAAUGAAAGAAGGCUAUCGACGGCCGAAAAGAAACAAAAACAAAUUACAACGUCUAGUGAAAUGAAAAGACAACCUCAAAGUAGUCCUUCAUCAGGUAAUCAGAGGACGAGACUGCUGCCACCUACACCGUCUAAAGGUGAACCGAAACAAACACAUGGAAUACAACCAAAGAAAGAGAAAAUAGCGAUUGAUUUGAAAUCGGAUUUGAAAAUGUAUUCUAAAAAAGUUCUUUCACCUGAAGAAAACAAAGAUAUUUUGAAAGAAGAUAACCAACGGGAUUGUCUGAAAAGAAUAAUUCACAAGCUUGAGUACCAAAGGGAUGAAGCAAACCACCAUUAUGACGAGUUGGUUGGACAAGUUCAGAAGUUGAACUCUUUAAUUGUAACAUCGACAAAACAUAACGUUAAUCCUACACCUCAGUCUGAUUUAGAAAGGCUGGAAGCUUCGAUCAUGUGGCUUAUUGAAACAUUUCAUCGUGCAAGUGCGACAAAGAAUAUAGCGAUAAAAGCAGAGCAAAAAAAGGCAGGGUCAAAAGUUACUGAAAUCUGGGUAACUAAGCUGGAUGAAAAAGUGAAAGAAAAUGAUUUCAAGUUCUUCAGUCAAAACGACGUUCGGGACGAGUCGCAACGUAAUUGCCUUAAUAAAGUUUUAAAGGCGCUGAGUUUUCAAAGCACUGAGAUCGAUACAAAGGCAAGUGAAUUAGCCGAGACGAAAUCAAAAUUAGACGAUUUCAAGAAGAGCGUUAGAUUGAUGCGGAAGGAAAUGUUUGACCAAGACGACCAUGUAGAUGUCACCGGAUCUGUUGAGAAAUGUAAAGCAGAAGUGUUAGAACUGCAUAAGCACCUUUUGAAACAAAUGCAAAGGAUGACAGAUGAAUUACAGCAGCUCGACGCCACAAAAGCAACACCUGCAGAAAGAAAACCAUCUUCGAAAAGGAAUAACGACGACAUUCAGAUGGUCUGUUCACAAUUUAAGGAAUGUUUUAAAAACACAGAUAUGCUAUUAAAGAGAUUACAAAAAAGUUUCAGAUGCUUCCGAGAGGAAAUCGGUAGUUUUGAUAAUGAAAUAGACCAUUGGUCAGAUCUCAUUGAAGUCGAACACAAAGAAGGCCUCGAUUCCGAAUUUUGCGUUGCAUUACGACGUCUCCGAGAGAAAACUUUUAAACGGAAGAAACAGUGUCUUCUGAUUUCUGAAAACAUGAGGAUUGCAGACGACGAACUUAAACAACUCCAAACUGAAGUCAUCGAAUGGGAACAGCUUGGAACAGUUGACAACUUGCAAAAUCCUAAAAAUUUUCCCUUGGCAUUUGCAGUCAAUGAAACUAGAAUUGAAAUUGUCAAUAUCAAAAAGCGACAACAGGGGAGUUUCGAAGCCAAGAUGAAAGUAUUCAAAUCUUUGUGCAAGUAUAUACUGGACGAAGAAGUGAAGCAAAAAGGCGGAGAACCCAUUUCAUCAGAAGAACCUGAUGCUGAAGCGUGUUUCAGUUGCAUUCAAAGAUGGAAAGAAGACAGACAGAACACUCAACGUUUUUUUGAAGAAAUUUAUCCCCUGUUGCAGUCAUCUCUGACCAGUCUUAAAAGCGAACCAUAUUUAUUUCACGAACCUAAAAAGAGGAAAGAUGUCAAACUGUAUUCUAAGUUCUGUGCAGACGUCCAGAUAUGCGUUCAUCAACUUGUCGACUACAUAAAAUUCAAUGCUGAAAGAUUCGCAACGUCAUACAUAGAUUUUUCAAAAGCGGUCCGACUCCUUGGGGAACACUACUCUGCACUGACGUCAGAGCAGUACCAAAUGCCCAAAAAAGAGACAUCAUAUGAAAUUAUCAUUCAGAACAUUACUGACCGACUCGUUCAAUUAGGGAUCACAAAGCGACAAAUAACAGUACUCGUGGACGAAAAGAAUAGUUUAGCACUAAGGUUGUCCAAAGCCGCCGGUGCAAAGCUUCGUGAGAAUAACCCAAACAUUGCUGAUCUGAGCGAUCCGAACAGACCAACGAAAAUAUCCGAAAGAUACUCUGAACUUUAUGACAACCAGUGGACAAACGCCUUUGAGAAGCUCACAGACGGAAAGAGAUGUACAGAGAAAAGAGCGAUCGACUCUUUAUUGGAGAUAUUUAAGGAGGCUUUUCUUUUCUGCACAGACAUUAGCAAUAUGCAAGCACAUUUGUUGAAAUCAACAAUCCUUUGUCCUGUACAGGAUAUGAAGUCCUCUCACAUUGGCGCAAAUGACCAAAAACUAUCAUCCGAGCAUGCUGUUAUGAUAUCUGAAUUACGAAAAGGAACAGUCGACGACUCAAUUAUCGAUUUGCAAAAGCAUUUCAAGAAAAAGCAUGCUGAUUUUGCUGAUAGUGCAACAAAGAUUUUCACUGAUGAAUGUGUACGACUUUGCUGGAUGAUGUGUGUCCAAACUCCACCACUUUGGGUCGACUGUCAGACGAAAAGCGACGAUAGUUUCAACAAAAACGUUUACAAGAGCUAUACGGCCACUGGUCCAAAGGUGGAAUACGUCGUUUGGCCAGCGCUGUAUUUGCAUCAUGGAGGAGGUUUGCUUCUGAAAGGUGUUGCACAGGGAAAGGCGUCAAGAAAAUAAACCACACCAAAGCAUACUUCAACUUCUGUAGGACUUUUACAUGAUUUAAAAAAAACACACUAAUUUGUUUUUAUUAAUGUGACGCUUUUAAUAAAACACUCUUAUUCUACUGUUCUGCACACACUACUCUACAACAGUGCAAAGAUAGUUAAGUAGCAGCUACAUGUAUAUAUUUCCUACAAAAGAUAACUUUCUUACCUAAAUUGUCACUGGCGAAACUGUUUGCUCGGCACCGAAAGAAAUAGUGUUUCGUGUUACUAAGCAAACAUUGUUGUUGAGUUUAGUAGAACAUCCUGUUUUACUUAUCUUUUUAUCAUUAUAUUUCACUCAGUUUCGAGUAUUUAGUUAUUGGGCUUCUUUUAAUACACCACUUCAUAAUGUAUAUGUCGUUCUGGUAACAGUUUUAUAAAAUGCUCAUUUAUUUAUUCUUAAUAGAUCAUGAAGACGAUGUUUAUAGCAACUGAGUCUUUUUGUUUAAGGGUAACGAAAUCGGACAAUAUAUAAACAGUUUCGACCCUUUAUUGUAUAUAAUUACAGUCGAACCCCGUUGGCUCGAACUCGAUUGGCUCGAAUUCCUUGCUAGCUCGAACUAGAUGUUAAGGACCGUUUGCAACUGAAGGUAAAUAAUCCCGCUUGGCUCGAAUUUUUCGAGGCUCGAGGUAUUUUCGCUGGUCCCUUGGAGAUCGAACCAUCGGGGUUCGACUGUAUAUAAAAAUAGUUUAGAAUUAAGAAUCUAAUCAAUCAACAAAUUGACAUGCCUUGAAGCGAUUGCACUGUUAUUAUAUGAAUUAAGUUUGUUAAGUUCCUGUCCUUAAGUACAUUCAAUAUCUAAUUCAAUGUGAAAGUUUCUAUUUUUGCCUUGAUUUUCUUCAAGUUGAUACUACUAGCCUGAGAAAGCAACAACGUUUUCGCUCUUGUUAAUAAUUGCUCGGAUAAGUGAGAUUUAGAUAUUUAUGUUUUAAAGCAGUGUCUCUUGUCUUGCCUCGUUUAGUAACUGUUAGCCUUAAAAAAACGUUUCUUUAACUUUAUGGCUGCUAUGUUAAUAAUGUACAUUGUGUUAUUAACAUCGUCUUGUUUGAAACGUGACCAUCGAGAGCUUAUGGAUUUGGAUUGUACCACUUUACCAACUUUAAAAAAACCACUAAGUUAUUUUGAUGCGUGUGGUGUCUGUAUGUGGUGAUUGUAUGUGUGUAUGUGGUAUUUGUACAAAAUACGAUUUCGUCGUACUAUGGCGUAUAUAGUUUUAAUUAGCCUUGCCAAGAAGCUUUCUAUAAUUUGUAUAUAUUAUGUACUUUCAGGUUUGUUCAAAUCAUGACUAAUUAGUUAACAUUUGCCAAUUUAUACAGCAAAUAAUCAUUCUAAACCCAGAAUGCAUAAUGACUUAUACUGGUGGUAUGUAGAUGCAUUUGGGCAAUGCAUUUGUCGUGACAAGAGGCAUUCAUCUGAUUGAAGAUGGCAGAGAGGGCCCUUUAUUGCUCAUUUUCAUAUGUGAAGUGGUUUCAAGUGUAACUGUCUUCAUAGUCGGAUUUUGAAUUUCGAGUUCAUUUAAUAUAAUUGAGGGCUGUCGUAUAUCAAACCAUCUAAAUGUAGUUUGCAGUAAAAUUUGCAUAGCAUGUUCACGGAAUUUACUAUAUAUUUUGUUUCAUCGUAGUUUAUUUUGGAGAACAAUUAAAAUGACUGAAGAAAUAGUUUAAAGUUUAAUGUUUCUUAUAUUAUACACAAAGCACUUAUAUUUUUAAUGGCAAGAUAGUUGGUUUUGUAGAAUGCACAGUAUUUUACAAAAUAUUGUUAAACAAUUGUAACACUAUCACAAAUAAAUUUGCCCUAUCUUAAAAUGAGCACCUGAAAUGGCGCUUUAUGUGUUAUUUAAUUUUAAACGAUUUGUUUGCUGUCAUUUUUUUAAUUUCAUGAGAGUUGUAUUGAUCAUUGCUUCCAUUUAAAUGAAAUGAAUGUUGGCGUUAAUGGUUUGAUUUAUUAACUGUAUAUUUACCCCAUCAUUUGAUAACCAUAAACUCAUACUAGUGUGGAUAGAACUGCUAAAUACAGUACAGAAAUGUAUAUCAAAUGUUUCGCUAAAGUUGCGUACGUCCUAAGCCUAUUUCGAUACACCUGAAUACAAUACAGCGGUACAAGCCAACUCAAUAGUUAUAUUCCAAAUACGUAAAAUAAUCGAAUAAAAACAUUUUUAUAAACUGUUUAAAAUGUAAUGAGUAAUUAAGGACUUCUGAAAGCACGUAUGCACACGUCCAGUUCUCAAUAUUAAUAUCUGUAGUAUGAAAAGUAUCCAAGCAAUCUGACGACCACGACAAGAGCAAGCCAGCACAUACACACGACAACACUGACUACAAUGAGGUUGCGGGCGCUCCUGACGAGCUGAUUUGAAUGUGGUAUAACACCCCGUCAACUGACUGGUCGGCAAGAAACAUAGUCGUUUCAAGUGAACAUUGAUGUAUUCUACAUGACAUCCAAUAUUUGAUGUCGUCAUUGUUACAUAUGACGAUUUAUAUUUUUCAACAUGUUAGUUCUCAUGAGCAGACGAUCGGAGCUAUUUUAUUAUAAUCAUGAGCAGAUGAUAACAUCCGAAUACAGUAAUAUAUCACAAAGAACAUGACUAAAUCUUGAUAAUUUAUUUCGCUGACGACGUCGUAUUUGUCACUUCUCUAAUAUGUCAUGUGAUAUAUUUGUGUACAUUUGUUUUAUGAAUGUCGCCAUAACAAGGAUUCCCAUUUGAAACUUGAUAAAACAUGAUGUUAUUACAAGAUAAUAAAGUACCACCUGUAUGGACACUACA
Mya arenaria is the source of this 5841-nucleotide messenger RNA. RefSeq lists its product as uncharacterized. The record is from RefSeq and is a predicted model, not a curated record. The coding region runs from base 180 to 3050 and encodes 956 amino acids. NCBI's taxonomy places the organism in Eukaryota, Metazoa, Mollusca, Bivalvia, Myida, Myidae. The transcript is spliced from 22 exons.